Messenger RNA from Drosophila eugracilis, 1180 nucleotides. Its product is annotated as cytoplasmic dynein 2 light intermediate chain 1. Bases 20 to 1129 code for a protein of 369 amino acids. The record is from RefSeq and is a predicted model, not a curated record. Lineage: Eukaryota; Metazoa; Arthropoda; Insecta; Diptera; Drosophilidae. Gene Ontology annotation, biological process: intraciliary transport involved in cilium assembly; intraciliary retrograde transport. Gene Ontology annotation, cellular component: axoneme; ciliary basal body; cytoplasmic dynein complex. Gene Ontology annotation, molecular function: dynein heavy chain binding. The transcript is spliced from 2 exons.
UUUCUUAACUUUCCGUGCGAUGCGCUUGCCGCAAAUCUUUAACAGUCUGCAAAAGCGUUUUCAAAAAAUGUUUGAAAAAAACAACGAGGGCGGCGACAGUGCCAAGCCCAGCAUUCAGGAUAUUGCGGGUCGACUGGCGGAGGAGCAGCAGCGACUACGUCAACUGGAGGCCACUACGAUGCCCAAGGAGCGGACACUUUUGGUACUCGGAAGCAAAUGUGUGGGCAAAACGACUGCUAUUAACAAGUUCUUUGAUCGCGAGGAACACUCGACGCGCCCAACUUUGGCAUUGGAAUACAGUUUUGGCCGAAGAAUUGGCAGUGGAAAGACACCUCAAGUGAUGAAUGUUUGGGAAUUGGGAUCCCUAGACAAUGCUGAGCAAUUACUAGAAGUUCCUAUGAGGACACAUGGUCUGCAGCAACUAGCUGUCUUCAUAAUGUUAGAUCUCUCGCAACCACAAAGAUUUUGGACUGAUUUAGAAUGUGCCUACAAAGGGCUAAGGGAUACGGCACAACAGAUGAUGCAGGACCUAACACCUGAUCUCAGGGAGAUCCUUGAGCAACGAACAGUGGAGCGAAUGGGUCAGCAGAGCAAAGAGGAUUUGGGAAAUCGUGAGCCGCUGCCCUUUCCAGUAGUAAUUGUGGGAGGCAAAUACGAUAUAUUUUCCGGCUUAGAUCCAGCAAUCAAAAAACACACCUGUCGCUGCUUACGGUCAAUGGCUCACCUAAUUGGUGGCGCAUUACUAUUCUAUUCCCAGCGAAUGCCCAAGCUGGCCAAGGUUUUAAGAGACACCAUUAGCCAUAUGGGUUUUGGAAGUCCCGCUCAUCCGUUCCGCUCUCAUGUCGUGGACUUUAAUGAACCUCUUUGCAUUUGGUUUGGUACAGAUAGUUGGUCAAAGAUUGGAGAUAGUGAAGUACAAAGUGUGGAGGGGAUUGGAGCCACAUUCGGGGUUGGAGUGCCACAAUUAGAGCUGGAGAAGCAGAAGCUAGAGGAGACUCCAGAUCCAGCAAAGGAUCCUGGUUUCAAGGAGUCCCUCAUCGAUGAAAUGCGAUCGCAAAAGAAUGAGGAACUAGCUGGUUUAAUGAGGGAUGUCCUCCUCCGUGGCAAAUUCGAAAGUGUUCAAAAUUAAUAAAAUGGUGGGAUCAAUCAAAGUUGUGUACCUCAAAGUAUUAAAAAAUAA